Molecule: messenger RNA, 1679 nt
Organism: Rhodamnia argentea
Lineage: Eukaryota; Viridiplantae; Streptophyta; Magnoliopsida; Myrtales; Myrtaceae
Exons: 1
Coding region: 581-1537 (318 amino acids)
Source: RefSeq, a predicted model, not a curated record
CACCUCCCACGAACAUCCCAUCCUUUAUAUAAACAAACAAUUUCUCCGUCGCCUCUUUCAUUCUUUUUUCGCAGCAAAUUUCUCGGGUCCAUGCUUUUCUCUCUUCCCUUCGCCUCCAUCCAUAUCCAUCUCUCUAACUUGGAAGUGGUUGAGAAUUUGGGACCGGUGGGCAUUGUUUUUUCUUCUUCUUCUUCUGCAACGGCUCUGUUUUUUUCUUUCCCACAGGAAGGAAGCUUUGAGGGCUUAUUACAAGAUAGCCCCGAGCUUGAAUCUUGUGAGUCGUGAGUGAGAAGUUCCGAAGCUUUUGGAUAAUUCCCGGAGGUUUGCUUGCCUCGUGCUUUGUGGCUUUCCAUGAGUAGAUAGUAAGUGGGCGUCUUCCCUGCUUUGUUUUUUUGAGGAAGUCUCUACUGCGUGGUUGAAUUCUGGUUGCUUCUGCUGCACUGUGACUCUGUUCAAAGCGAAGUUUCGUCGUUUGGGGGCUUUCGGUACUCGCUAGGAAGUCGUCAUCAGAGCUGGUGAGUUUGAAUUAUCCGAGCGGAAGGUCUCAGUUGCUUGGGAAUGUGAAAUUGGAGUGAGAAAGAUGGCAACUUUCAGUGGUCUGGGGCUUGCUCUGAGCAUAAUCUUCGGUUUCCUCUUCUUGGCUUUUGUAGCGGAAGUGUACUAUUUGCUGUGGUGGAAAAGAAGAAGAGUAGCCUCAAGUAGUAGUAUUGCAGACGUCCCUGAAGAAGAAGACUACACCAAAUACGCAAAGGAAUUGCUCCAACUCAUCUGUUGGAGAAAGCCCUCUUCAUUCCAACACUCCACCAACACCAAUAACAGCAAAGCGAAUUCAGAAAAUGGAAAUGAUUUUGGUGCAAAUGAGCAUGAAACGGCAGACCCAGAAAUUGGAAACAGCAAGGACUUGCUGUCGAAGAGCCCUGGAGAUCAGGAGAGUGUGGACUCGGAGCUCAUGAGGCUCCACAACCUCCAUGGCCCACCGAGGUUCCUCUUCACAAUCAAGGAAGAGACCAGGGAGGAUUUGGAGUCCGAGGAUGGGAGGUCAAGGGGCGAUAAGAGCAGGAAAGGCUCAAGGACCAGGAGCUUGAGUGACAUAAUCUUGGCCCUUGACCAGACCCCGUUCCUCACCCCUCUGGCCUCACCUCCACUCAAGUCGUCAUCAUCCCUCAACCCCCUCGAGAGUUACAGCAACAACGGGUUUAACAACCCCCUGUUCGAGUCCUUGGCGGAGGCCGAGUGGGCUCGGCCGGCGACGUCGCCGCCGCCCAAGUUCAAGUUCCUGAGGGAUGCAGAGGAGAAACUGUGCAGGAGACUCAGAGAGGAGGCCGCUAAAAGAGCAGGUGGUCAAGAACGUGGCUUUGCCAAACCCUGCGGUGGCGAUGGAGACAACAGAGAAGGGCCUCUUGUGAGGAUCACUGUGGGCAAGAACGGAGAGAAGAGGGAGGUUCUUCGGAAUGUGAUUCCACAUUUCCCUUCAAAUGCUUCCCAGGUACUUCCGCUGGCAUCUUCUCCAACAGCUUUCAGGCCCCUAGACAAGUAACUCCAUUGUUCAUUGAUCUCCAUGAACUCUCUGUCUUAAUGGGUCCUUGUUCAUUCUUUCUUUUCAAAUUUUUUCCUUGGGAUAUGAUUGCUUAUCGUGUCGAUUCUAUUUUAAUCCGAAAGGGCACUUGAAUUCCUUCUGA